Molecule: messenger RNA, 1156 nt
Organism: Morus notabilis
Lineage: Eukaryota; Viridiplantae; Streptophyta; Magnoliopsida; Rosales; Moraceae
Product: aquaporin TIP1-1
Exons: 2
Coding region: 83-838 (251 amino acids)
Biological process (GO): transmembrane transport; water transport
Cellular component (GO): plant-type vacuole membrane
Molecular function (GO): water channel activity
Source: RefSeq, a predicted model, not a curated record
ACUGAGAAGCGAAGACCAGUGCUACUACUAGCUCCUGGUGGUUAAAAUAGAAAUACAUUUUUCAUUCGUCAUUGCUUAAAAGAUGCCGAUCAGAAAUAUCGCCAUCGGAGGUCGGGAGGAGGCAACUCACCCCGACGCCUUGAAGGCGGCUUUGGCUGAGUUCAUCUCCACCCUCAUCUUCGUCUUCGCGGGGUCGGGCUCCGGCAUAGCCUUCAACAAGCUCACCGACAACGGCGCCACCACCCCAUCCGGCCUCAUCUCCGCGGCCAUCGCCCACGCCUUCGCCCUUUUCGUCGCCGUCUCCGUCGGCGCCAACAUCUCCGGCGGCCACGUCAACCCCGCCGUCACCUUCGGCGCGUUCGUCGGCGGCAACAUCACCCUCCUCCGCGGCAUCCUCUACUGGAUCGCCCAGCUCCUCGGCUCCACCGUCGCCGCUCUCCUCCUUAAGUUCGUCACCGGUGGCUUGGCUGUUCCAACUUUCAAUCUGUCCGCUGGAGUGGGUGUGUGGAACGCUGUCGUUUUUGAGAUCGUGAUUACCUUCGGAUUGGUCUACACUGUUUACGCCACAGCCGUUGAUCCAAAGAAGGGCAAUUUGGGAAUUAUCGCCCCCAUCGCCAUAGGUUUCAUCGUUGGUGCCAACAUCUUGGCCGCUGGGCCUUUUGAUGGAGCAUCAAUGAACCCGGCCGUGUCUUUUGGGCCGGCCCUCGUCAGCUGGAGCUGGAGCAACCACUGGGUCUACUGGGUUGGGCCUCUCAUCGGUGGUGGGCUCGCCGGCCUCAUCUACGAAUUCGUCUUCAUCUCCCACAGCCACGAGCAGCUCCCCACCACGGACUACUAAAAAGCCAUUAAAACGCACCGUUUCUUCACGGCUUUUCAUUUCACUUUGGUGUAUUUAUUUGCUUCUGAGACUUUCUACUUUCUUCUUCUUUCUUCUCUUCUCUAUGUUUAAUCUGCACCGUUGAUCUUUUCAUCAAAAUCAAAAUUAUGAUCCCAUGUUGUAGUUUUGCCCUGGAAUGUAUUUGUGUGUGAAUUUCUAUAAAAUCCAGGGUGUGAAAUUAAUUGUGCUAUUCUGCGCUCGUUGUAUCUAUCAUUUUAGUUAUUCUCUUUUGUUCACGUAAUUUACAUUCAAAUGCCAUCAAUAAUUUCUUUUCUUUUC